Molecule: messenger RNA, 2243 nt
Organism: Cimex lectularius (bed bug)
Lineage: Eukaryota; Metazoa; Arthropoda; Insecta; Hemiptera; Cimicidae
Product: coiled-coil domain-containing protein 22
Exons: 10
Coding region: 433-2130 (565 amino acids)
Biological process (GO): positive regulation of ubiquitin-dependent protein catabolic process
Molecular function (GO): cullin family protein binding
Source: RefSeq, a predicted model, not a curated record
UACUCACUUUGUGUUUGAUUUGGAUUUCUAUCUAUACUAAAACUGUAUAAAGCUCUACCUAAUUUAACAUCACAGCACUUAUGUAAAAACCUCAAAUGUGUCAUAUUCGAUAAAUUGAUUCCGUUACAAUUUCCAUAUCUGUACCAAAAAUAUAUUUUGUACAGCGGCCUCGUGGUGGUCAUGUUACAGCGGUGGAAGGUUAGCCUCAUGGCCCAUCGGAGACUGAUCGCUGAUGUCCGAUUGCGAGAGGAACCUCGCGUCUCGUUGUCUGUUCGGCAGGGCGACAAACGCCUCUUGACAUCUAGUUAUCAUUCAUCGAGGCAUUUCUAGGUUUUGCCAUUUUAACUCUUACCUCUCUCUCAGAAUAUCGUUUUUCCGAACUCCAAACGGUUCACCACUGAAUGAAGAAAUGUUUUUGGAUAUAUCAGCAAAAUGGAAGAAGUUGACAAAAUAAUAAUUCACUCUUUGAAGGACAUCGGCUGUAACAUUAGUGAUGAACAUAACAGCCUUGAUUCAUUUUCUCCAAGCCUGAUUGUUGAAGCUGCUGUUACAUGUUUGGAAACAAUUUCACCUGGUAUAGACAUACCAAGAGUUUUACCUCAGAAUAUGGCUGCAAAAUUCCAAGUUGGGGCUACCAUCGCUUCAGCUUGCAAGGAUUUGGGAUACACUGGGGAUAUCGGAUACCAAACUUUCAUGUAUUCAGAUGUUAUUGAUGUUAGAAGAGUUUUUAUGUUUUUGGUUGAAAGGUUGCCGAGGGAAACUGAGAAAAUUAUAGAUGAACCUGCUGAUCCUUUGUCAAAGCUGAUGGCAGAUGUAAGUCGAGUGAUUAGAACUAGUCUGUCCAGAAGACUAGAAAUAGAAAACGUGAAGAGCAUUCCAUUUAUAUCGGUACCACUAGAAAUAGGUAUGUGUGUUCCAAGAUUAAGCAAGAACUCAUCUCCACAAGUGCAAAGGAACCAGAUGCCUUUUUUAACUAACCAAACUACAAUCCAUCAUACACUUCCUUCUAUUGUUAUUUUAAAUUCUAAAGGAAUUUUAGAACAUACAGAAGUUAAAAGAUCUACGAGUAACUCGUGUUCUGUAACUCCAAAACCAAGGACUUAUAAAAGUCAAAACACGUGGUUGAAUAUCCAAGAAAAUAUCAUUUUUAGCAACAAGAGGAAAAUAAUUCCACUCCCAGCACCCAGAAACAUACCCAAAUCUUUUGAAGAGAAAGAAGAGAUCAAGGAUAUCGAAUUGAAAGAGGAAGAAGAGAAAAACGAAAUUGAAAAUCUUAAAACAAAAAUUGAUGACCUUAAAACUACAGUGAAAAUGAUAAAUCUGUCUGUUAAGAAUGUAUCAAAAGACUGCAAUGAGACUGAAGUCAGGUUAAAAGAAGUUGCAAAAGAAUAUGAAGCUCAUAGGAUGGCUAUUGAACUACUACCCAAAUAUGAGGAUAAUUUAAAAAAACUUGAAGAAAUAAAUGGAAUCGCAAAACAAAGACUAGUCACUCUUGCAACACAGUGGGAUGGGCACAGAAAACCCCUCGUUCAAAAAUACAUGGAGUUAAAAAUGAAAAGUGUGUGCAGGGCUACAGAAAAUGAUAGGGAAAUUGAGGCUAUUAAAGACCUUAAGCAUAAACUAGAUUCUCUCAGCCAUCAAAUUGCUGUAAAACAGACAAUAAGAGCCAAACUUUUAGAAGAAUAUGAGCAAUUACCUAAAAAUAUCAAAAGAUCGGCAUACACAAGGAGAAUACUGGAAAUUAUUGGUAACAUAAAAAAGCAAAAUGAUGAAAUUGAUAAAAUUUUGAGAGACACCAAAGCAAUUCAGAAGGAGACCAAUAUUUUAACAGAACGACUGGAUCGACUGUUUACAGUUGUUGAUGAAUCAAUUUUUAGAUCUGCCAAAGAUUCAAAAGAUGAAAUUUCCAAAAAGGCCUACAAACAUUUGGCCACACUACAAACAGAUUGUGCUGAUAUUGUGAAAAUGGUUAAAGAGACCGGAGUCAUUGUUAGAGAAAUAAGAGAUUUAGAGGAACAAAUUGACCUGGAAUCAAGCAAGAAUGUUGUAUCAAAUCUUCAAAGAAUAUCUUCAGAUUUGUUGCAAAUGAAAUCAGAGAAUAAAACUUUAUUAAACCAAUUGAAAGAGUGAUAUUAUUGGCUUGUGAAAGAGUAUUGAGAGUAAUACGUUUAUAUUUAUACUGAAAACGUUUGCUCAUUAUAAUUAUAAUAAUUAUUAUUUUUAAUAAACACAAUAAACAUGUA